Molecule: messenger RNA, 1103 nt
Organism: Pimephales promelas (fathead minnow)
Lineage: Eukaryota; Metazoa; Chordata; Actinopteri; Cypriniformes; Leuciscidae
Product: olfactory receptor 6N1-like
Biological process (GO): G protein-coupled receptor signaling pathway
Cellular component (GO): membrane
Molecular function (GO): olfactory receptor activity; G protein-coupled receptor activity
Source: RefSeq, a predicted model, not a curated record
CUUUUUUCCUGUGCAUAUACGAGUACAUCAAGACUUUAAUUGACUUUGUCUUGUCCCUUGUUGAUAGUGUAUUUUAAUGUGCUUGUGUCUAUGUCUUUAUCAGUGGAUGGAAAAUGGCAAACUACACUGUGAAUAAUGUAGACAGCUUCAUCAUCACUGGAUUUGAUCACCUGCAGAACCAAAAGCUCCUCGGAUUCCUCGUCUUAAUAACCUACAUGCUCAUAUUGCUUGGGAACGGCAUCAAUCUGUGUAUCAUCUUGACUGACAGACAUUUACAUAAACCAAUGUACAUAUUAAUCUGUAAUCUAGCCGUUGUUGACAUAAUGUACUCCUCUACCUGCAGCACAACCAUGAUCUCAGUGCUGCUGGCUGAGAUUAACACUGUGUCAUACUACUCGUGUAUCUCAAGAACAUACUUCUAUCAUCUUGGUGAUUACACAGAGUGCAUGGCUCUGACAUUAAUGGCAAUUGACCGACUUAUUGCGAUUAGUCUACCAUUAAGGUAUCACAGCAUUGUAACAAAUUCUCGAACCCUUCUGCUUAUUUUUGUGAUCUGGAUCAGUGGUUUUGCUGUACUAGGUUUUGUGAUAUCAGUGUUAGACAGUGUCCCAUACUGUCAGCCUGUUAUCAGAUAUGUCUUUUGUGAAUAUGCUGCCAUGAUUAGAGCUGCUUGUGUGAAUCCUGAACCAUAUUUUUUCUUACCUGCAAUGUUAAGUCUGUGGCCAAUGUGUGGACAAUUUCCCUUUAUAAUGUGCACUUAUGCUGUGUUGGCAUAUAAUGUGACCAAACUCUCCAACAACUCAAGCAGAAAGCAAAUGAUCAACACUUGUUUGAGUCACCUCAUUGUUCUGCUCAGUUUUUAUGCACCAAAGCUAGUCUCAGCGUUACUAACUCGAAUAGGAGUUGUGCUAAAUUUAACAGAGCGAAACGCAAUUUUGAUUGUAGCCUCUCUUGUUCCUCCCUUGAUAAAUCCCACAGUUUAUUGCACCCGGACUAAGGAGAUCAGGAAACGAUUAGCACAUAUAUUUUUGCACAAAAAAAUAGAACCAAAUCAUUUAAAGUCAAUAUCAAAAGCUUUAUCAAGUUAAUUUUGAUUGUAAUGA